AGGACGGGCGAUUGUGCUUCUGCUUCGCCUUUGGCUCCUUGGUCUGCUGGGGCUUCACCUCGGUCGAGCUGCGAAGGCUCCGGCGGCUGAUCCGGAAGUCCGUGGGAGACUCGCUGCCACCCGAGGAGAUCGAGAAUGACAGCAUGACCUUUUCAAUGGAAGACUCUCAAAAUGAAUUGGAGGAUGGCACGCCUGUGGCUCCUGCCCCAAAGUUGAGUGGGGAUCACAUCGUGCUGAUGACUUCCUCGGGUGAUGAGGCCUUAGCGUAUAGCUAUGCCUUUGCUCAAAGCGUGAAGCUGGCGGUCUUCGAAACCAUCGUGGACGCCAGCAUCGAGAAGGCCAAGCCGAUCCCUGAGGCAUUGGCACAGUAUGGGACCUUUGACAUGGACGAGAAGCUUGUGAAAAUGCAAAUGGGCGAGAUUUUCGUGACCAAAUGCUCCUUGACACUGCAGACUGACAUGCUGGGAACGCCUGAGAUCUUGUGGGAACAUGACCGCUUUGAUGCGCAGUACGAAGCCUGCCGGAAAUACUUGGAAGUUGGCAAGAGGGUGGAGAUUCUGGACCAACGCUUGGCAGUGCUCAACGACCUCUACAGUUUUUUGCAAACACAAUUGGAGGUGAAGCACUCCAACAAGCUUGAAUGGAUCGUGAUCGUCCUGAUCGUUAUUGAAAUUCUCCUGGACUUGUUCCACAUGUCGCCCUUCUACACGCAGCGCUCCGUGGCUGUUUGCGCUCUGCUUUUGGUCGCUGGCGGCACCACUGCCUUUGCCAAGGAGUUCAAGCCACCCAAGCUUUGGCUGCGGCGUGGUGGCAAAAGGUUGUGGAGGGUGGCGCUCAUGACUCUGCUGGUGCUGGUUGCCUGGCGGGCGCCGCGCGCUGGGCCGCUGCUCUUCGCAGGCGGAGCAGGAGUGGUCCGAUCACGACCAGGACAGCUGUUGCGUUCUGCGCCAGCUUCACGACAUCUGAGGCAGAGCCGGAAGGCAAGACCGAUGCAGCAAAUCUGGCAGAUCUUGCCACUGAGAGAGCGGUGCUGGCUCCUGGCGGGUGUUUGUGCUUUGCUGGGCGCAUCAUCGCUGCAGCUUCUGGCGCCUCCGCUACUCUCACGCGCUCUCAUGGCCGCUGAGAAGGGGACGAAAGUGGCCCAGGUGCAUCUCCUGGCCUUAGUCGCAGCCGGGGUGGCCUUGUGCCAGGGUCUUCGGGGCUACGCGUUCCACAUGACGCGCUUGGGCUUCGUGGGAGCCUUGCGACAAAGGGCCUUCCAGUGCUACAUGUCCAAGGACAUGACCUUCUAUGACAAGGUUGAUGCAGCUGAGCUGAGCUCGCGUCUCACUUCGGACUGCCAACUGGUCUUCGCCAGCCUGGACGACGUGCUGAACUUCCUACUGCGCUCGGGAGCCGUGACCCUCUUUGGCUACUUGGCCAUGCUACGGUGCUGUUGGCAGCUGACGCUGGUGACCACGUUGGUGAUCGCGCUGCUUUUACUGGCGACGCGCUGCUACGCCGAGGUGCGACGGGCAACUACUGCAGAGACACAGGAUGCUGUGGCAGAGCUCAGCCGCGUGGCGGAGGAGUCCUUGAGCGGCAUCAGCACCGUCCGUGCACUGGGCGCGGAGGAGACUCAUGGACGGCUGUUUCACGAGCAGAAUCUUCGCAUCCUGGAGGUUCAGAAACGGAAUAGCUAUGCUCUUGGUGCAUUUUGCUUCGGCAAUGCUUCCCUCAGCGGUUUGUGCCGAGCCUUGGGCUUAGCUUGUGGUGGCUCCUGGGCCUUGAGUCAGAAGAUCUCCGCGGAGCUCCUCACGCAGUUCCUCUUCUACUUGGACAUGGUCCUACGAGGCGCCAUGGACCUCGGAGAGGACUGGCCGGCGACCAUGGAAGCUGUUGGCGCAGGGUCCACUGUUUUGGAGACCUUGGCACAUAGCGAAGCGGACGGUGAGUCCGACGUGGAGAAGGGGCGAUUCCGUGCCCUUGCGCACUUCACGGGAGAGGUGACCUUUGACCGGGUGACCUUUGCGUAUCCCAUGCGACCAUCCAGGCAGGUCCUUCAGGAUGUCACCAUCCACUGCCGGUCAGGUGAGAUGACCGCCUUGGUGGGGACCAGUGGCUCGGGCAAGAGUUCGCUGAUCAACUUGAUUCAGGGCUUCUACAGCGUGCAGAAGGGCGAGGUUCUGGUGGAUGGAGUCCCCUUGGAAGACUUGGAUCCUGCUUGGUUCAGGGACCAGCUGGGCAUCGUUGGCCAGGAACCCCACUUCUUCCGUGGCACUGUGGGGCAGAACAUCGCCUGGGGCACCGAGGCCACCAAGGAGGAGGUCAUUGAGGCAGCGAAGAUCUCCCAAGCGCACGACUUCAUCCAGCGGCUGCCUGGGGGCUAUGAGACCCAGAUUGGUGAUGGGAAGCUACUGAGUGGAGGACAACGUCAGCGCUUGGCGAUUGCCCGGGCCAUUUUGCGCGACCCACCGAUUUUGGUCCUCGAUGAGCCCACUAGCGCUUUGGAUCCAUCCACCAGCAGGUUGGUCUCCCUGGCCCUGAGGGAGGCUCAGUGGUCCCGAAAACGCCGCCAGCGCCGCACUUUACUGGUCAUUGCGCAUCGGUUGUCGACCGUGAAGGAUGCUGAACAGAUUGUGGUCCUGGAUAAGGGCCGUGUGGUUGAACGAGGCACCCAUGAGGAGAUCUCCACGUUUGCGGCACGUCUGUGGCUACAAGGAGCUGAUGGCACGCGAGGGACCCUUUUGGCGCAUGGUCACGGAGCUCUCUUGAUGCGGAGAGGGGAUCAACUUCCGGCCAAAGAUGCCGAGAGUGCGCUAUCGAAGAAGCUGCUCUGAAGAAAAGGUCCACGGUUUAUGGGGCAGUAGCCUCCGAACCUCGUUCUCUUUUCAAGAAGAUAUCCCUCAAAAGGUUUUCUCGGAAGUGGCCUG
Durusdinium trenchii is the source of this 2912-nucleotide messenger RNA. Lineage: Eukaryota; Dinophyceae; Suessiales; Symbiodiniaceae. The record is from the annotation of a GenBank genome assembly.